AUGACCGGCUUCAACAUCCGCAACCAAUCCGAUGUCGUCGGCCUCCAGGUUUUCGUCUCCAAAUACACCAACGGGAGCGACGAAUGGUACCAGGUCCCAAACGACUUCACCAGCGCUGGUCAAUACCACUGGGACCGCAACGGUUGGGAGAUCGUCGCUUUCAAGGACCCCGCCACGGGAGUCAGGCGCGGAUGGACCUUGGAAUCGUCCGCGGCGCCCAAGCUUAGGCGACUAGGUGAGAUUUUAGUUCGGAUAGCGUUUGGAGGCGUCGUUGACUUGCAAAUUCAAAGAACCAAUUCCAAAGCAGUGCUCAUCGAACGCACGCCAGUCUCCAAGUUUUAG
Molecule: messenger RNA, 342 nt
Organism: Cyclocybe aegerita
Lineage: Eukaryota; Fungi; Basidiomycota; Agaricomycetes; Agaricales; Hemipholiotaceae
Source: the annotation of a GenBank genome assembly